AGACUUUUAAGCCAGCUAAGCAGCCAGUCACCAGAGUCCCUGCAGAGAUUACCACCGCCCCAGUCAUGGCCUCCACACCAUCCCUUGAAAGCCCCACCUCCCAGCUCAGGACUGAUAUGCCUUCCCGGGGGACCCUGGCCACCACCUCAACUGAGAACAGGUCAUCCAAGGGGCCUGCUCGCGAGACCACGGAAGACCCUCCAUCACGGGGCACCACAGCCGCCCAGGACACCUCCCCCUCCCAGCUCUGGACUGAAGAGCCGGUGUUGGAAACAGUUACAGCAGCAGGAGAUUGGUCAACAGCAGAGCCCACCAGUGUGACCACGGGAGACUCAACACAGCUUUCCACGGCAGCCACCCAUGACACUACAGCUUCCACCCGCAUUAUGCUCUCGUCUGUGGGGCUUCCCAUCCUGAUUAUUACAGCUGUUGCUCUGGGGUGUCUCUGGAGGCGAGUCCACAGGAGGCAACACUACAGGAUACCUAUGCCGGCCAUUCCCAUGAGGGUAGUAGAGUCAGAACAAAGGGGCGGAACGCCGCCGCCAGACGAUGACACGCAGGGGCCACCCCACCCAACGGAAGAGACGAAGAUGAUGCCGUCCUCUUGCGCGACUCCCACGGGUUGAGCAAAAACGGCAUCAUAAAACCAGCACUUCCAUUAAACUUGAAAGGGGAAGGGAUUGCUACCGCUUACAAAGACCAACAAGCCGGGUUCAUUAGACCUUGGCUUGUCCGUUGCCAUAUGCUCGCUACUCACCUUGAGCCUGGAAAUACGGCCUUGUUUCUAAGCGGUGGCAGGUAUGUAGAAGAACCGGCUUCCUGUCUCACCAUCGUUUCAAAGAGAAGAUAGGAAGGGUCACAUAAAUCCUACUACAUCCCUAUUCUUUGAGCUGAAUUACGAACAGACUGAAUGUCCUGUGCCCAUAAGAGAAUGUCUAGGUGACUUGGACAUAUCUUUUAAUUCUUAUGUUUAUGGGUGGUUGCUUUCAAAAGUGAAACCACUCAGGAAUUUAAAUGCCCAAGCAGAACAAUCCAGGUGGAAAAUUCUGAAAAACGUCAGGUGGCCUCUUUUAUACACAGCAAAGAGGAUGCCAGAGAGGAAGCGGUUGGUGAGAGCGAAGAACUCAGCCUAGGACCACCUAGGACAGAGAGAACAUAAAGACAGCAUUUACCUACAACGCCAUCAAGUGAUGGAAACGACGCGUUUUCCUUCUACCAGCAACAUCCCGAGUAAACAGCAAGUCUGAGGACCAGAAAACUCCUUCU
Pelodiscus sinensis (Chinese soft-shelled turtle) is the source of this 1266-nucleotide messenger RNA. The record is from RefSeq and is a predicted model, not a curated record. NCBI's taxonomy places the organism in Eukaryota, Metazoa, Chordata, Testudines, Trionychidae.